CGAUGGGAUCCCUACAGAGAAAUAUCUCGCUUUUUUGUGUGUCCAUCUCCUUCGUUUCGCGGAAUCCCCGUGUCGCGACUUCUCUGCGCGGUGGCCUUGUCGACAAUUUUUUUCCUUCUCUUCAAAAGCCGACACCUAGCCGGUGUGAUCUCGGGACGGAGUUGUUUCUUCUCUCGCUGGUGUCAAAAAAGAAGUGAUGUGCCUGGGACGAGGGGAACAGUGAGCCACUGGGGAAGGAUGGCUCCUGCAGUUUGAUCUUUACCUGCCUCCUCGGUAGCAUUUUGCCGCAAUACAUGGUCAGCUUUAUCCCGCGCUUUACUGAUACUAUCCUUCCCGGUUCCUUGGUGUUCCUGCUUUCUGAAUUUCCGUAUGCCACUGAUGAAUUUUUCUCGUUUUUCUUUCUGAAACGAACGGGUCGUGAAUUAGGGUGUGGUGCGACUCUCGUUUGCUGCGAGUGAGCAAGAGGGGAACAAAACUGGGAGCAAGAGGGAGAGAAAGACGAAGAGUUCCCCAGAGAUCAGAAACGCGUUUGUGAGUGAGAGAGGACAGCUGUAGAAUGUAGGCAGUGGCGAAGAGGGACAGACUGCGGUACAUCGUCUUCAGCGUUCUGGGUGUAUUUCCUCUUCACGGUGAACCUGCGCGUUCAGUCCAGUCUGUGUUUUUUCCUUCCUCGCAUUUGUUUUUCAGAGCUUCUUGUUUCUCCCAUCGUUUCUCUUCCCAGCCUCGGCUGCGCCCUUGCUUUGCUCUGAGACGGCUUUUUUUUCGUCUUCUCACUCGCGUUUCUUCUGCCCUUCUCCGUGGAACCUAUGGCGUCCUUCAAUCCCUUUUCUUGGUUCUCCUCCUCUUCCACGGACGAAGAUGUUCGUUCUUCUGUAGGCGCACCUGCCACCGAGAGUCGACGGAAGGGCGGACUGUCUUCUUUCUUUUUCCCCUCCGAGGAAGAAGAGGAAAACCGAAUCAAAGUUGCCAUGAGGCGAUACGGGUACUCGCUGGCGGAGCUACAUUCGUAUCCAGACAUGAUGAAGCUUCCUCAGGUCCCCAAAGAGAUGUUGGCCGACGAGAAAGUCAAGGAGGAACUGGACAGGCAGCACGAAAAAUGCCAACAGAGAUACGACGCAGUUGACACUUGUGUUACUCAGAUGCUCGAGCACGACCGGAAAUCGAAGCGAAAGUAUGCCCGGCUUCAGCAGUGCAAGUCCCAGUGGAUCAGCUUUCAGCGGUGUGUCUCCUUCAGAGACAAGACUAUUCUCCGCGACGUUCGCAGAUGGGAAAAGAAGCACGUGGCGAGUCUCUCCCCAGCGGAAGCGAACGCGUACAUAGACGAUCUUCGGGCAAAACAGCGAUACGCGGAGUACGUUCAGAGGAGAACAGACGACGAGCAAGAAGAACUCCGAAGGAAACGGGAACACGAGAAUUUGGCGCUGCGGGUGAAGAACUUGACCGCCGGCCCCGGAGGCGAAGAUGCUUGAGCGUCGCCUUCUGUCGCAUGCGGCAGGGCAACUUUGAGGCAGCGGACGCAGAGAGAACAGAAGAGGCUGGUGCAGAACGCGAAUGCGAGAAAGAAGAGGGAGGACAGACAAGAGAGAGUGGCGACGAGUAGAAGCAAAUCUAGAGGAAACAUCCGAAAAAGCGUAAACAGAGUAGAGUUCGAGUGGCCCUGUGGAACCUGACCUGACGCGGCGAUCAAAUUGGUCAAAAAGGGCAAGGACGGUUUCCGCCGUCCCAGGCACUCGUCGCUGCCAAGCGCUGCGAUGGUGGCACAUCAUUGGGUGUCGUCUUGGACCGGCGCUCUGGUCGCUCAAAAACAGUGACUGGAGCUGAUCCUCUCACUGAUCUCUUUGCGAUUUCAGCAGGCACCGACUCAAGGACUCCCUGGUGCUGGCUUGUGAUGAAUGUCGCUUCCGCAGUUGAUUGGUCCCAGUUUUCUCGAAUUUUCGACGCCUCGCGAGAAGCGAAGACUUUUCCGUGGAAGGAUCCACCACACAGGCUGCUCCGUGCCUGUGAGCGAGGCUUGUUUUCACUUGCGCGGACAGUGAUAUCGAUGUAACUGCAUCUGUAGAGAUGUAGGCAUGGUCAUAGAUGCGUGAAUACAGUACUUUGUAAACACAUACACCAUUCCUGGAAGUCACAGCACAUGUGCAUUCAUAUAUAUAUAUAUAUAUAUAUAUAAAGUAGUCCUUCUGUGUACGUACUAAACUGUAUGAAAGCAGUGCAAUAGAGACUUGUCUUUGCAUCAAGAGUGCACGUGAGCUGGAUCAAAUGACUCGGCAUUCAGUGCCGUACACAGUGGGGCUUGUUGCUCCACGUAGGUCCUUAUUGUUAGGUGCAUUAACAGUUUGUGGGGAGUAUUUGUCACGAGGUGAAUCACUGGCUUUAAAGCUUGAGAGUCUUCAAUCACUCACAAACAUGUUUUGAAGAGCCUAAAAGCAUGAACGAAACAAUCGCUGCAUAAUCUGUCCGAACUCUUCUACCUGGUGGUGCCUCUCCGUCUGCGUGUAAGACAGCGAA
Molecule: messenger RNA, 2508 nt
Organism: Toxoplasma gondii ME49
Lineage: Eukaryota; Apicomplexa; Conoidasida; Eucoccidiorida; Sarcocystidae
Exons: 5
Coding region: 807-1469 (220 amino acids)
Source: RefSeq, a predicted model, not a curated record